AGUUUAUCAGCAGUUGUUUGUUUAUUCAGGGCGGACCCUCUCUUUUCUGCAGGGAUUCAGGGAUCGUUUCUUUUAACAUUCACUGCACAACAUUGUAUCAAAAUGGAAGCAUGAAGUAUUAAGAGGUGCAAUUCAGUUGCAUCGCUUUUAUUACCCUGCACGUCUGCGGCUUCUGGGCAAGGAUGAGGGAUCAUCAAGCCAUUGACAGCUGGCUCCUGAAAGAGUUGAAGGCAUGUUGUGCAAAAGAGUACAACUUCCUUCCCAGAGAGGCUGGACUGAAGCUGAUGGAGUCGGCUUCCACAGAGAAUCACAGUGGAGUGUCUGAAAAAUGCAGAAACACCAGAGUGGAAGAACUGUGGGGCCUGACCAGUUUCUUUGGAUACAGCGCUCAAACGUUUGUGCAAGCUGUCAAUUUGCUUGAUAGAUUCCUCACCACUAUGAAGGUGCAGCCCAAACACUUGCCCUGCAUUGGAGUCUGCUGCCUUCACAUUGCAGCAAAAAUGGUCGAGGAAGAAAGCAAUGUCUCACCCACCCAUGAACUCAUUCGCAUCAGCCAAAGCAAGUUCACGGUGUCUGACCUGUGUCGUAUGGAGAAGAUAAUCUCAGAGAAGCUGAGCGUGGAGCCCGAGGCAGUGACAGCUAUAACCUUUCUGCACCUCUACUACCCAGCCUUUACAUCCCUCUCAGCUGGAAGGGAGGAGAUCCCAAGCAUUGGGAGACUGGAAGCCCAGCUAAAAGCCUGCUUAUGCCGGCUUGUUUUCUCUAAAGCAAAACCAUCAGUGCUGGCACUGUCCCUCAUUGCUCAAGAGUUCGAAGGCCUCCAGUCCAUCGCCUUGUUGAAGAUUGUACAGCAAUUCCAAAGACACCUAAAGAUCAGUGAAGGCGAGCUUCUCCACUGGAAGGAACUUGUGGCAAAAUGCAUGACUGAAUACCGCUCAAGUGAAUGUAACAAACCAGACAACAAAAAGCUUGUUUGGAUCGUUUCGAGGAGGACGGCUCAGAAUCUUCAAGCCAAUCACUUCUCCGUGCCCGGCCUGCCAACGAUUCCCGAGGGGAGCUGGGACGAGAGUGAAAGCGAGGACUCUUGUGAGGACAUGAGCUGUGGAGAAGACAGCCCAUGCGGCUCGCCAGGAAGUGACGGCGAAGGAGCCUUCUUCUCCUCUGCCUUUCUCAACCGCCAAAAGUGACGAGUCCUCAUUGUGAAGUAGUCAGAAGUGUGUUUGUCCCCUGAACUGUAUCUGAUUUAAGGUGGUCCUCAUGUUUCUGAGCAAACCCGUGUUUCACUCGUCAUACCACCAAAGGUACGACAAGUGACAUGUUUCAAUCAUUAAGUGCCUGUGUUGAUUCAGUUAACUGUCGUUUUUUUUUAUGUUAUAAAAAACAUAUCGUAUUAAUGCAAAAUGGAAAAUUGCAAUAUCUUGGCAGCUUGAUGGUAAUCUGAAUGUCUUUUUCCGAGAUGUUCUCUUUUGUGUUUGUUUGUGUCCAAGCUGGGCAUACUCCAGGAAAAGCAGUGAAGCACAACGGAGAAAUAGUGUAUAUCAGUCAUGAGGUACACUCACUGUUGAAUACCAGCUAACACACUAACACAUUCUCAAAAAAAAAAUGUAACCCGUUUUUAUAACCAUUACUUUAAAGUGGACCUAUCAUGCUAUAUUUGAAUAAUAUAUUGUAGGGCCAUACCUAUAUAAAACAUGUCUGUGAAGUUUUUUUUUCAAAAUACCAAACAGAUCAUGCAUUUUAGCCAUGCCUCAUUUCGCUCUAUUUGCUGUAUUCCAGCACUGUUUUUGCAAGGGCUGAUUCUGUGGCAAAUGAGCUGCAGCUGACCACGCCGCCCUGCAAAGGAGGGGGGCGUGGCAUGAGCGUCAUGUUACCAUGCUGUUACCAUGCUGUUACCAUGCCACGGCAACCUCUCAUUCCCCUGAUAGGUGGAGCGUUGUUCAUGUAGGCGGAGCGUCACCGCCCACUAUUCCGGGCUGAUGUCGGGUCGGAUGGAAUCUGUAUCCGCUCGUUGUAGCCCCGUUUUUAAAAGAUUUGGGUACGGAGGAAAAGAGAGGGUUGUAUUUUCUGACACUUGGUGAGUUCCCUGGAACACCGGGGACACAUAUUCAUGUAUAAAAGACGUACACAAGUGCAUUUUGCAUGAUAGGUCCACUUUAAAUAUACACAGUAUUCUGCAAGUGUAUGUUAUGUACACAAUCCUAAUGUGGCAAAUAGACCUUUGUAGUGUGAAAAUACCAGACUGUAUAUGCAUGGCAUCAUAGAAUAUGUGAUUAUGAAUGGAUGUUUACCAAAAUAAACUUACUGUAAAAGAAAAGUUUAAAAAAAUGUAUAUAACAUGUAAAAAAAGAAGGAAAAAAUUGUAUGUUUUGUGAAUGCUACAUUAUGAAUGUUGUAUUUGAUUACGUGUGAGUGUGUUGGAAGGUUCAGAAACAAUACUUCCAAAUAAAAAAAGCUUUGUAUACAU
Trematomus bernacchii (emerald rockcod) is the source of this 2464-nucleotide messenger RNA. Its product is annotated as cyclin-G2-like. Gene Ontology annotation, cellular component: cyclin-dependent protein kinase holoenzyme complex; nucleus; cytoplasm. Gene Ontology annotation, biological process: mitotic cell cycle phase transition; regulation of cyclin-dependent protein serine/threonine kinase activity. The transcript is spliced from 8 exons. The record is from RefSeq and is a predicted model, not a curated record. Lineage: Eukaryota; Metazoa; Chordata; Actinopteri; Perciformes; Nototheniidae. The coding region runs from base 183 to 1187 and encodes 334 amino acids. Gene Ontology annotation, molecular function: cyclin-dependent protein serine/threonine kinase regulator activity.